AUGUCUAAUCAUCACGCGGGUCCUAUGUCCCCUGUCAAAGGCGAACCUCUCUACCUAUACACAGCAUUCACUAAUAUGGAGAUCGGAGCACUGUUGGCUCAAGACCUCGGCAACGACCAGCUAUACCCGAUUCACUAUAUCAGCAAUGGGUUUAGAGACGCGGAUUUCAGAUAUUUUAAAGCAGAACAAGCAUGCUUAGCGCUCAUAUAUGCCGCACAAAAAUUACGAUCUUAUUUGCUCGCUCAUGAAACCAUAGUGGUAGAAACCGCUAAUAAGAUCGCUUAUCUAGCAACAAAACUAGUGUUAUCCGGCAGGACAGCCCGCUGGCUACUACAACUAUCUAAAUUUGAGCUAAAUUUUCAGCGGUCUAAAGGAGUACGCGGGCAAGCAUUGGCAGAUUUAUUGGCCGCAUUCCCAGGCAUGGAUAUGACGGAAAUAAGUGAUGAAAUACCUAGAGAAGUUGCAGAAGUCGAGGAAGAAAAGCGCUGGACAAUGUUAUUUGACGGUUCAUCAUAUAGCUCUUAUAGAGGAGCGGGGAUAGUAUUUGAGACACCCAAAAGAGAAUUGUUAUCAUUUGCUUUCAAGAUAGACUUUGAAUGUAGCAAUAAUGUGUCAAAGUAUGAAGCAUUGAUUCUCGGAUUAUGA
Papaver somniferum (opium poppy) is the source of this 645-nucleotide messenger RNA. RefSeq lists its product as uncharacterized. The coding region runs from base 1 to 645 and encodes 214 amino acids. NCBI's taxonomy places the organism in Eukaryota, Viridiplantae, Streptophyta, Magnoliopsida, Ranunculales, Papaveraceae. The record is from RefSeq and is a predicted model, not a curated record. The transcript has a single exon.